This is a messenger RNA of Myiozetetes cayanensis, 2980 nucleotides long. It is a transcript of the gene TINAG, whose product is annotated as tubulointerstitial nephritis antigen. Gene Ontology annotation, molecular function: cysteine-type peptidase activity. Lineage: Eukaryota; Metazoa; Chordata; Aves; Passeriformes; Tyrannidae. Gene Ontology annotation, biological process: proteolysis. The transcript is spliced from 11 exons. Bases 112 to 1521 code for a protein of 469 amino acids. The record is from RefSeq and is a predicted model, not a curated record. Gene Ontology annotation, cellular component: lysosome.
GUUCAGAUUUUUUUCUGAUCGGUAACUGAAGGUACUGCACUACAGUGAAUGAACAUUUGAUUAUAAAGUGAAGGACAACGAGCCUCAAAAAAGACUGCUAGAAGCACAAGAAUGUGGCUCAAAAUUCAGAUAUUGCUCUUAUAUUGCGUUGCAAGUGAAGUUUCUAUGGCAAAGCAGCUGGACUCUAAAAGAAAAUUUCCGAGAGGACUUUACUCUGUAGAAGAUGGCGGUUUUGCAAAGUGGAACAGGAUUAAAAGGAAUCUGUAUCAGGGAAGGUCCUGCAGGGUACGAGGCUGUUGCACAGGAAGAGAUGAUGAGUGCAGCUUUAAUAUCGUCUCCAAAGCAGCUGUAUGUUACUGUGACCAGUACUGCACCUCAGGUUCUCCUGGCCCUGUGGACUGUUGUGCUGACUAUUGGGAUGUUUGCGACCAUCCUGUUGUGCCCACCUGGUCAGAUGAGCCUUGGCCACCUCCAGCAUCAGGUUGUUAUAAAGAUGGCCGAUAUUACGGAGAAGGAACAGUAAUUAAAGACAACUGCAAUUCCUGCAAAUGUUUCAACAGCCUCUGGAAAUGUUCAGCAGAUGUAUGCAUUGUUCGCCAAGACUUAAUUCAGCGCAUCAAUUCUGGAGAUUAUGGAUGGAAAGCUGAGAACUACAGUCAGUUCUGGGGAAUGACAGUGGAAGAAGGUUUCAGAAAGCGCCUGGGCACCUUUCCUCCAUCUCAUUCUUUGCUGAAUAUGAGAGAAGCUCCAGGAAAGUCACUUCCAGAAGACAAGUUUCCUGCAAUUUUUUCAGCCACUUAUGAGUGGCCUGACUGGAUUCAUGAUCCUUUGGAUCAACGAAACUGUGGAGCAUCCUGGGCUUUUUCAACCGCAAGUGUUGCAGCAGAUAGGAUAACAAUUCAUUCCAAGGGUGAGAUCACAGACAACCUUUCCGCUCAGAAUUUGAUCUCUUGUGAUACCAGGAAUCAACAUGGAUGUAAUGGUGGAAGUAUUGAUGGUGCUUGGAGAUAUCUGAAAACACACGGGGUUGUGUCCUAUGCUUGUUAUCCAUCAUUUUGGAACAGUCAUCUGGGGCCAUCAGCUGAAAAUCAUUGUUAUGUGUCAAGUGAAUAUGGAAAAAACUAUACAAAUGGACCUUGUCCCAACGCUUUAGAAAAGUCCAAUCGGUUAUACCGAUGUGCCUCUCACUACAGGGUCUCCUCAAAAGAAACUGAUAUAAUGGAAGAAAUCAUGGACAAAGGACCAGUGCAAGCUGUAAUGAGAGUGUAUGAAGACUUUUUCCUUUACAAAACCGGAAUAUAUCGACACACCCAGAAAGCAGGAUCUAAAUGGAAAACUCAUUCAGUCAAACUCCUUGGGUGGGGAUCAAUACCUGACAAAAAUGGACAGAAACAGAAGUUCUGGAUUGCUGCAAAUUCCUGGGGAAAAUCUUGGGGAGAAAAUGGCUAUUUUAGGAUUCUACGUGGACAAAAUGAAUGUGAUAUUGAGAAGCUGAUUUUAGCUACUUCGGGGGAGCCAUAGUCUAUCUGUACCAUACACUGAUGUAUCUAUUCUUUCCACUGUUGCAUAUUGAGUCUUUCUAGAGAAAUAAAAUGUAUUCUCUGAACUUAGCCCUCCUUAGGUCUUCCUGACAUGAACACAGUGCAGACAUCACAUCAUGCUCAGAUCUCACCUGGUACAAACACCCUUUUAUACUAAAAGCAUGUCAUAUUCAGUACUAUGGAAAACCUUGGUGUCUCACAGACCAAGAAGUUCCCUCCUCUGUUCUUUCCAUCUCACCACUGUGUUGUUAUAUUACUAAUGCUUGAUUGAACAGUACCUGAAAUAAAUGGAGUUAGACUGUUAAUCCCAAAUCACUUCAGAAAUAUUAUGUGCUCUUCCAAACAAAAUUGGCUAACACAGCUCGUGGUCAUACUGGAUAAUAAUGUCCAAGGAAAUGUGAAUAGAGUUCUGAUCCUGUAGCUGAAGAAUUAUUUCCUAUCAUCUUACUUACAACUAAAUAAGUUGUAUCUAUGCAUCAAUAUCUCUUCCAGGAAAUUAAUUUUUUUCCAGUAGAUCUCACAAAGUUAAUGCAUUCAGAGUAAUAAAAAUAUAACUUGCAGUGAAACAGUGUAUUCCUCUUCCUAGAACCACUACCAAAACUGUACAGUUGUAGUAUUUUUUAAAUCAAAAUAACACUAAGAAGAAAUGUAGAUUCUCUUCAAUUCAGUCUAGACUACACUAAUUCAUAAAUUACUUGCCUUCCAUUCCCUAUUUAACCUGGGAUCAGGCAUGUGUCACCAUUCCCAGAAGACUGUUUCCAAUAGAUAAAGGUGGAAAAGACAUUCUGUUGUUUGUCUCCACUGACAUAUCUGUAGUCCAGGCACAGUUCCUGGUAUUGGUCAUCAGGAUCAUUACUGCACAUGAGACUCCCUGAACCUCUUCCCCUACUAAUGCUUCUAUAGGUGCUUCUGUCUGAAGAAGCAGCUUUCUGCAAUACAUCCCCUCCUACAAGCAUUAUGCAAAUCUUGGUAGGCUUGAGGACUGUUUUGCCUAUUUUGUUAAUUAAAAUACAGAUAUUGCAGCUAUUGUUAUAAGAAGAAAUUAACUACUUCUACCCGUCUCAGUUUCAAUUAAUCCAAAGGCAAGAUACCAACAGGAAUCAUCAGUCAUAAAAUUAUCUAUAAAAUAAAAUAUGACAUGUUAAAUAGGUGAUGCAAAACGUGCCAUGAAAUUUCAAUGAACAAAGAAUUUUCAGCAACACCUUCAGUGUCUUUAACAGAAUAUGUUCAUUCCUUCUAGAAAAUAAGGAACUUGAUUUCUAAUGUCAUCAGCAAGUUUCUCCAAGAAAUUUCCAUUGAAAUAACAUCCCUUAAACUAAAGUUGGGUCACAAUUUAUGUUGCAUUACUAUUGACAGAGCUAUUAUUAAAGUGUUAGUACUAUAAUGCUGCAUUACAAGCCUCCUGUGGCCUCUGGUGCCAUACAGUAAACUGAAUUAAG